UUUAGAGUGAAUCGCUAUUGCAUUGCAGCGCAGUGCAUUAAUGCUUUUUUUACCUCUAUUAUAUCGUUCUAAAUCAUGACCUUCAUCUGUGUGUUCCGUAUGUCAGUUCCUAAACUUUCAGCCAGUAAAACAACAUAAAACAUAUGAAAUAUCGUUCAUAAGACUGCAAAAAUACUCUGAAUAAGAUCAACUGGAGACGAAAAUGACCUGGUAUAAACAAAUAACAGUGGAGGUGCCGAUACUGCUUUUAUUUUUUAGCAUAACUUUUGCAGGAUCUAUAAUGGCAAACCUUUUGAUUUAUCGCACUUGCUAUGUCGUGUUAGGAUACAACCAAGCACAGUGUGCGCUGUUAGGAAACGUCGAUAAUAAUAUAACAGAACAUUUAGAAAAAUUGGUCCAACCUGAAGCGAACAUAAUAGGUACAAUCAAAUCGACGUCAGAAUCUGUCUUCUCGAUAAUAAUAACUAUGAGUCUCGGACCAUGGUCUGACAGAUUCGGAAGAAAACCCAUCAUGGUUCUCUCUCUACUAGGUACCCUUCUGGGUUUGAUCUUGAUAUCGAUAAUGAGUUAUAUCGAAUACAUAUCUCCCUGGUAUUUUUUGAUUGCCGGUAUUCCAUCAGGGUUAAUGGGUGGUUUUCCCACAUUCUUGACUGUGAUUUUAUCAUAUCUCACUGAUAUUACCACUGAAGAAAACAGGGGUAUGAGAAUGGCAAUUUUUGAAGCAUUUCUGGCAAUAGGCGUUUUUGUUGGAAAUAUUUCUGGCCCCUACGUUUUUUAUGCAACCAAUUAUGCCUCUGUAUUUUUAAUAGCAGCCGGGACUGUCGGAUUAAGUCUUCUGUAUACGAUGUUGUAUAUACCCGAAUCUGUUCAAAAUGUAGAGACAGAGGGUAAACUAAAAGGUGUAUUUCAAUGCAGAGAUUUCACAGAAAUGAUAAGAAUACCGUUCAAGAGACGAGUAAAAUAUAAAAGAGCCAUAAUUCUGCUCAUUACCGGCCUGUCCAUGAUUUAUAUAUUCGUUAUGAACGGGGAUGGUGCAGUGCUGAUUCUAUUUCUGAGAGGAAAACUACACUGGACACUGAAACAAUAUACCCUUUACAAUAGUGCAAGCAAUGUGGCAUGGAUAUUGGGUACAGUCAUCGGUACUUACUUUUUCGAGAAGUUAUUGAAAGUGACAGCAUCUGUUAUCAUUUUAAUGGGGUUAUUAUCUGUUCUCAAUGGUGCCUUACUACUUGGAUGGGCCACUACUGACUAUCACGUCUAUGCUGCUGCCGCAGUAAGAUGUCUUGGUGGGGUGAUAAGUCCAAUGAUGAGAUCCUUACUUUCCAGUUUGGUACAACCUGACGAAAUAGGAAAAAUUUUUUCCAUGAUUAUGAUUUGCGAAUUUAUUAUUUCGUUAGGUGCUUCUCCACUAUAUACUGUGAUAUACAAUUCAACUAUUAAUGAAGAUCCUGGAAUAUUUAACUUCUUUACAGCUGGUCUGUAUGUAGUUAAUAUUGUAAUUAUUAUGAUUGUGAUGAGUAUCGAAUAUCUACAGCCCUCAAUUUAUAAUAAGGUCCUGGAUGACGAAGAAACAGAAAUUCAAAAUGAGAUCGAUUCAACUAUUAACUAGAUAGAUAUUAUAGGUACCUAUACCUAUAUGCCUUGAUUCAAUGAAUGUGAUAUUUUGUCUACUUAUAUAUAACAAACGAUAUUUCGCAAUGUUUCUGAUAAUUAUUGUGAACGAUACUGCAUAAUAAAUGGCCAUGCCUAUGAAAGAUAAGGAGAUUAUAGCAGUCUACGAUAUCGAAUAUCCCUCCAUAUAAUUAUGAUAAUGAUAACAUUUACUUAUCUUAUCUAUCUAUCUAUCCCUCAUUCUAGAAUAGUUUCAGUUAUGAAUAUGUUCGUCAAAACAAAUUCUCAGAAUAUAUCACAAGUUUUCGAUUUAGAAGAUGAAAAUUUGAGUCCUGAAUUGGUCAAAAUACUGCCUAAAAUGUACCUGAUACGCUUAUCUGGAAGACAACUAAAAAAAUAUUGGGAGUGUCUACCGAAGAGUUUAAAGGAGGAUGAGGAUAUUAUAGAGAGAUUACCGUGUCUGGAACAUUACAACAGGCCAGAAGAUCCUAUACAUAUUGAUGGACCUGCACCGCCAAAGUACAGAUGUUAUUACUGCAAAAUGAAUAAAGUCGUUUCAUGAGGUACCUACCUACCUACAUAAUACCUACGACACUCUGUUACUGUUACAUUUUUACAUCCGAUACUGUUUAUUUUAUAUUUGAAUUCUAUAAGACAUUUGUAGAAAUUCAGAAAUUAUAUAUAUUUGAAUAAUAUAGUGAAAAUAUAUACAGUAGGUCGAGUACAUGUAGACCUUUGACCCGUUUGGUCUGUAUAUUGGCGGGAAAGCGCCACGCAUCUGUCGAAUAGUCGAAAGGCGUCAAGAAACGUGAAAAAAUAACAUCAGAAAAGCACUACGCAUGCCUCAAAACAUCGAAAAAUCGUAGAAAAUGUGUUGACAUUUUCUUAAUUUUUUUACGAUUUUUGACACUUUUCACGCAUGUGUGGCGCUCUCCCAACAAAACGAACCAAACAGGGUCAAAGGUCAAAAAUUACCCAGGCUUCGCCCAUAUAACUAUACUAGCUGAGGACAAUAUAUCUUUCAUAUAGGUGUAGACAACGUACUUUUUCUACAGCUAUAACACAAAAUCGUUCUUGUUUUAUUGUGUUGCAUGU
Phaedon cochleariae (mustard beetle) is the source of this 2706-nucleotide messenger RNA. The record is from the annotation of a GenBank genome assembly. NCBI's taxonomy places the organism in Eukaryota, Metazoa, Arthropoda, Insecta, Coleoptera, Chrysomelidae.